This is a messenger RNA of Podarcis raffonei (Aeolian wall lizard), 2330 nucleotides long. RefSeq names its product forkhead box K1 (gene FOXK1). The record is from RefSeq and is a predicted model, not a curated record. Gene Ontology annotation, molecular function: DNA-binding transcription factor activity, RNA polymerase II-specific; RNA polymerase II cis-regulatory region sequence-specific DNA binding; protein binding. The transcript has 9 exons. Bases 16 to 2013 code for a protein of 665 amino acids. Gene Ontology annotation, biological process: regulation of transcription by RNA polymerase II. NCBI's taxonomy places the organism in Eukaryota, Metazoa, Chordata, Lepidosauria, Squamata, Lacertidae.
GCCGCCGCCGCGAAGAUGGCUGCAGCCGCGGGCGAGGACGGGCCCGGCGCGAGGGCCUUGCUGGCGCUGCAGCGCGCCGCGCCCUCGCCGCCGCUCCCUCCCGGGGCGCCCGCCGCCUCGCCUCCCCAGGGCCCGGGGCCGGCCCCGAUCCCGCCCGCGCUGCCCCUGGCCGUGCCGUCGGCCCUGGCGCGCCUGCAGGGCCGCGACGUGGAGUUCGUGAUGCGCCAAGCGACGGUGACCAUCGGGCGCAACUCGUCGCAGGGCGCCGUGGACGUGAACAUGGGCCGCUCCAGCUUCAUCUCGCGCCGCCACCUCGAGCUCUCCUUCCGCGCGCCCCACUUCUACCUGCGCUGCCUGGGCAAGAACGGCGUCUUCGUCGACGGCGCCUUCCAGAGGAGGGGAGGCCCGGCCCUACAGCUGCCCCCGCAGUGUACUAUUCGAUUCCCCAGCACAGCCAUCAAGAUCCAGUUCACGUCGCUCUACCACAGAGAGGAGGCGAAGGAAGCAGCCUCGUCGCCGCCACUUCGGCCGCUCUACCCCCAGAUAUCGCCGCUUAAGAUCCACAUUCCGGAGCCGGACCUCCGAAGCCUGGUCAGCCCCCUGCCCUCUCCCACCGGCACGAUCAGUGUUCCCAACUCGUGCCCAGCCAGUCCGCGUGGCGCUGGCUCCUCAGGAUAUCGCUUCGCACAGAAUAUUACCUCGGACCUGCAGCUAGUGGCGGAAUAUGCGGCCAAGGCAACGUCUGAGCAGCAGGCAGAUGCAUCUGGCGGAGACAGCCCAAAGGAUGAGUCCAAGCCUCCGUACUCCUACGCCCAGCUGAUUGUCCAAGCUAUCUCGUCGGCCCAGGACCGGCAGUUAACACUAAGUGGCAUCUAUGCCCACAUCACCAAGCAUUACCCGUAUUACAGGACGGCGGAUAAAGGCUGGCAGAAUUCCAUUCGGCACAACCUUUCCUUGAACCGCUAUUUUAUUAAAGUCCCGCGUUCCCAGGAGGAGCCUGGGAAGGGCUCGUUCUGGAGGAUAGAUCCCCCCUCCGAAGGCAAACUGGUGGAGCAGGCCUUCCGGAAACGGAGGCAGAGGGGGGUGUCCUGCUUCCGAACCCCCUUUGGGCCCCUCUCAUCCCGGAGUGCCCCUGCGUCUCCGACUCACCCUGGCCUGCUGUCGCCCCACACCAGUGGCCUACAGACCCCAGAGUGCCUGUCCAGGGAGGGGUCGCCCAUUCCGCACGACCACGACUUCGGCUCAAAACUAGCCUCUGUCCCAGAGUAUCGGUAUUCGCAGAGCGCCCCCGGCUCGCCCGUGAGUGCCCAGCCGGUGAUCAUGGCCCUCCCUCCCCGGCCCUCGGCCCUCGUGGCCAAGCCGGUGGCCUACAUGCCAGCCUCCAUCGUGACCUCUCAGCAGCCUUCGGGGCACGCCAUCCACGUCGUCCAGCAGGCCCCCACAGUCACCAUGGUCAGGGUGGUCACCACCUCUGCCAACUCGGCCAAUGGGUACAUACUGACCAACCAGGUGCCGGCCGCAGGCACCCAUGAAGCAGCAGGAGCCGUCUUGGACCUGGCUGGUGAGACCAGAGGAAUGGAUGAGAAGCCAACCAUUGCGUUUGCUGCAAUCCCCACUGCCAGCCGAGUUAUUCAAACCGUGGCCAGUCAGAUGGCCCAGGGGGUCCCGGGGCAAACAGUCACCAUCCUCCAGCAAGCAGCGCCCAUGACCAUUGGGCAACACCAGCUCCCCGUCCGGGCAGUGACGCAGAAUGGGAAGCAUGCUGUGCCCACCAACAGCCUGUCUGGCAGCGCUUACGCCCUCACAAAUCCACUGCAGCUGCUGGCUGCCCAGGCCAGUUCCUCCACUCCGGCCGUGGUCAGCCAGGCGGCGGAGGCCGCGGCGAAAGAGGACCCUCCUGGCGAGCCGGACGUCAAGAGGCCUCGGGUGGAGGAGCUGAGGGGGGCGGCCCCCUUGCAGACGGGCAGCGUCAUCACUUCCACGGCUCCACAAGGACAGGCGGCCAGCGAAUAAGGAAACCGGGAUGCUCUGAAAGAGGCGCAGUGCACGACCUUUGCGGGAUUGUCUUUCUUCUUCUUCUACAGAAAGAAGAAGGAAAAACUACAUCUGUAACACCUUUUUUGGGUGGGUUGUUGUUUUUUUUAAAAAGUUCCUUUCCAAAAGUUAAGAUUUUAACAGGACAGGAUGGUCUCGAGGUGCCAAAUGAACGGCCGAAACCUCCAGCUACACAGAAGUCUGCUUUGCCUUUUACUCUGGAGAUCUUUUCUCUCUCUCCCCCCACCCCAAACCCCCAGACCUCCUUUUUAGAUUAAAGAAACAAAUACAGACAA